Messenger RNA from Recurvomyces mirabilis, 912 nucleotides. Its product is annotated as S-glutathionyl-(chloro)hydroquinone reductase. The transcript has 4 exons. Gene Ontology annotation, cellular component: cytoplasm. Lineage: Eukaryota; Fungi; Ascomycota; Dothideomycetes; Mycosphaerellales; Teratosphaeriaceae. Bases 1 to 912 code for a protein of 303 amino acids. The record is from RefSeq and is a predicted model, not a curated record. Gene Ontology annotation, molecular function: glutathione transferase activity.
AUGCACGACUUCAGCACACCGAGCACUCAUUGUACGCAAGCUGAAAGGCUUGGAGGACAUCAUCCCAUACACUUCGGUGCACUGGCACAUGGGCGAGAAGGGUCCGCUCGUUCGGCCAUCCAUCAAGCCAGACAGCUAACAUCACCAGGCUGGCGAUUCGCCACAAAGGACGAGAAUGAGCCUGGUGCACACACUGAGCCCGAUCCCAUACAUCCAGAGUAUACUCACAUCCGUGACAUCUACUUUGAGAACAACAAGGACUAUGGUGGUCGCUUCACGGUACCGACCCUCUAUGACACAAAGCAGAAGCGUAUCGUGAACAAUGAGUCUUCCGAGAUCAUCCGAAUGUUCUACCAUGCUUUUGACAAGAUCCUACCGGAGAAGUAUGCCAAGGUGGAUCUCUUCCCAGAGAAGCUGCAGAAGGAGAUCGAGGAGACGAAUGAAUGGACUUACAACGAUAUCAAUAAUGGUGUCUACAAGAGUGGCUUCGCCACCACUCAUGAAGCCUAUGAGAAAGCUGUCAAGACCCUUUUCACAUCCCUCGAUCGUGCUGAGAAGGAUAUUGCGAAGUCUGGCGGUCCAUAUUACCACGGCGAGCAUCCAACAGAGGCGGACGUGAGAUUGUACACGACCAUAAUCCGCUUCGAUGCUGUAUACGUGCAGCACUUCAAAUGCAACAUUCGUGACAUUCGCAGUGGAUACCCGAACCUGCACAAAUGGGUGCGACACUGCUAUUGGAAGGACCCGGCUUUUGGUGAAACCACGGAAUUCACGCAUAUCAAGAACCAUUACACCAGGAGUCAUAAGCAGAUCAACCCGUUCUCCAUUACACCGGUUGGCCCAGAGCCACCCAUCUUGCCACUCGAUGAGGAGGUCCCAGCUGUCAAAGCGGCGAUGAAUAAGCGUCAGUGA